Molecule: messenger RNA, 1599 nt
Organism: Cryptosporidium ubiquitum
Lineage: Eukaryota; Apicomplexa; Conoidasida; Eucoccidiorida; Cryptosporidiidae
Exons: 1
Coding region: 1-1599 (532 amino acids)
Biological process (GO): amino acid transmembrane transport
Molecular function (GO): amino acid transmembrane transporter activity
Source: RefSeq, a predicted model, not a curated record
AUGGAGUCUCCAAACGAUAGUUUCAAGUAUUCAAGUAAGGCUUUUGCCACUAUGACUGCAGGUUGUAUUGGGUCUGGAGUGGUGUUUCUGACUUAUGGUAUGAAAAUGGCAGGUUUGGCAGUCGGAAUUUCAACCUUGAUCAUCUGUGCCUUGGUUUCUGUAGUAACCCAUUCAAUUUAUGUUGUUGGAUCAUUACAACUUGGAGCAGUAGAUUUAUCUACUCUAUUGAUGAGAGUUUCUGCAUACAAAAGUAUUCGAAGUUUUUUGGUUAGAAGAGAUGCAAAGAAGGAGAGCUUAGAGGAUGUGGAAAGGCUCCAGAAGGGCCAGAAGAUGAUUUUAACAGCCAGCGAAGUUGAGGAAAUGAAGAGUAAUAUGAAGUUUCAUUUUAAGUCAAUUUCCAUUAUUUGUUUUCUUUCUAUGGCUUAUGCCGUUCCAGUAUACUUCAUUCUAUUGCGUUCAUUUACCCAAGAUCUCGUUACCCAUGCAAUAUUUUCAUUGCCUCAAUUUAAGUUUUUAGAGUAUUUAAAGGACGAAUACAUCUUAUCUGCCAUAUACUUCUUAGUGGUUUUGCCUUUUGCAACGAAGUCAAAGGUUUCAGAAUUGGACUUUCUUGGUUGGUUCUCGGUAGUCUCAUUCUUUACUUUGGCGAGUGUUAUUGUAAUUAGAUCUGUAAUUUUACCUUACUCAGGACCUAUGCCUCCAGUUACAGGGGAAGUCCAUAUUUGGCCAGUGCAUGGACCUCUCUCAGCUUUUAAGAUGUUCACAUUCGCAACUUAUGCAUUUUUGUGCCAUUGUAUGGUUGUACCAGCAGUCUUAAAUGUUAGUAAUUGCACUUCCAAAAGGUGUAUUAAGGUUAUUUCAGCCUCAUUUACAUUUUUACUGGUUUUCUCUUUGGCUCUAACAAUUUCUGCUUAUAUGACUUUUGGAGAAGCUACAAAAGACAACAUUACAUUGAACUUUUCACCAUGUGACACUUUCAUGGGAUUCUCACGAAUACUCAGUUGUAUUUCAUUAUGUGUUAUUAUUCCACUAUUUACCGUGUCAAUUUGCAACUUUAUCGUAAAUGAUAUUGGUCUUAUCAAUUACAUGUCUGAAUUAGCAGUUGAAGACGUCUUUCAAGUAAUUUUUGAUGAGUAUGAUGACAAAAAAGAAUCUAGAACUCUUAAAUUGACUUAUGUUGCAUCCAAACCCAACAUUGUAUUGGAUGAACUAGUUAGUCUAUUAGCUAAAAACAAAGCAAGAGCUAUUGAAUCAGAUAAUCAAGAAGACUUCAGUACUGAAGCAACCCUAAGGUCUACUAAGAAGAAGGAGAAGUCAAAUAUUUGGAGAUUUGUACUUUCUACAGCUAUUUUACUCAUAUCCAUUUUCCUUUCUCAUGUGGCAAAAUCUUGUACUCAAUAUGUUGAAUUGUUUUGUGGUUACAUUGACGCUUUUACAGCAUCAAUUUACCCAUUGUUUGUUUACUCUAUAAUAUGGGGAAGAAGGAAGUCACUCUUUACAAACUUUCUCGUAGUUUUGUCUUGUUACAUUUCAGCAAUUGGACCAAUUUUAUCGUCUAUAGUUACUACUUAUGAACUAUUUACUGGGAUCCAGACUUAA